CCCCUACCCUGCUCCGGCGCGGCCCGGCUCGGCCCCAUGUACCGCGCGCUGUACGCAUUCCGCUCGGCGGAGCCCAACGCGCUGGCGUUCGCCGCAGGCGAGACUUUCCUGGUGCUGGAGCGCAGCAGCGCGCACUGGUGGCUGGCGGCGCGGGCGCGCAGUGGCGAGACGGGCUACGUGCCGCCCGCCUACCUGCGCCGCCUGCAGGGCCUGGAGCAGGAUGUCCUUCAAGCCAUUGACCGGGCCAUUGAGGCUGUGCACAAUGCAGCCAUGCGGGAUGGUGGCAAGUACAGCCUGGAGCAGCGUGGAGUCCUCCAGAAGCUGAUCCACCACCGGAAAGAGACUUUGUCCCGCAGGGGCCCCUCUGCCUCCAGCCCUGUAGCUAUGACCCCGUCCACCAGUGACCACCAUCUGGACGCUGCCGCUGCCAGGCAGCCCAAUGGGGUGUGUCGGGCCGGGUUCGAGCGGCAGCACAGCCUGCCCAGUUCUGAGUAUCUCGGGCCAGACGGAGGCCUCUACCAGAUUCCACCACAGCCUCGCCGAGCGGCACCUGCCACACCACCCCCACCUGUGAAGCGUCGAGACCGUGAGGCUCUGGCAGCCUCAGGGAGCGGCGGCCGCAACGCCACGCCCUCCGGGGGCAGUUCUGUGUCCAGCGGCUCCUCAGUCAGCAGCACUUCCCUUGACACGCUCUAUACUGGCUCCAGCUCAUCCGAGCCGGGCCCCAGCUGCUCACCCACACCUCCGCCUGUGCCCCGGCGAGGCACCCAUACCACUGUGUCCCAGGCCCAGCCCCCUCCCUCCAAGGUGCCAGCCCCCGAGCCUCCUACAGAGGAGGUGGCAGUUGAUACCCCCUCGGCUCCUGAUGAGCUAGAGGCCCUGGGUACGCUGAGCCUGGGGACCACAGAGGAGAAGGCGGUGGCUGAGACAGCCGUGCCCAGGACCAUCGGGGCAGAGCUGAUGGAGCUCGUGCGGAGAAACACCGGCUUGAGCCACGAGCUGUGCCGCGUGGCCAUUGGCGUCGUGGUGGGCCACAUCCAGGCCUCCGUGCCAGCCAGCUCACCUGUCAUGGAGCAGGUCCUCCUCUCGCUGGUAGAGGGCAAGGACCUGAGCACUGCCCUGCCCUCAGGGCAGGUCUGCCAUGACCAGCAGCGGCUAGAGGUGAUCUUUGCAGACUUGGCUCGGCGAAAGGACGAUGCCCAGCAGCGCAGCUGGGCCCUGUACGAGGAUGAAGGUGUCAUCCGCUGCUACCUGGAGGAGCUACUGCACAUUCUGACUGACGCAGACCCUGAAGUGUGCAAGAAAAUGUGCAAGAGAAACCAGUUCGAGUCUGUGCUGGCCUUGGUGGCCUACUACCAAAUGGAGCACCGGGUGUCACUGCGGCUGCUGCUCCUCAAGUGCUUUGGUGCCAUGUGCAGCCUAGAUGCAGCCAUCAUCUCCACUCUUGUGUCAUCUGUGCUGCCUGUGGAGCUGGCACGGGACAUGCAGACAGACACGCAGGACCACCAGAAGCUCUGCUACUCCGCCCUCAUCCUGGCCAUGGUCUUCUCCAUGGGGGAGGCGGUGCCAUACGCACACUAUGAGCACCUGGGCACACCCUUCGCCCAGUUCCAGCUGAGCAUCGUCGAGGACGGGCUGCCCUUGGACACCACCGAGCAGCUGCCGGAUCUGUGCAUGAACCUGCUUCUGGCUCUCAACCUGCACCUGCCAGCCCCUGACCAAAACGUCAUCAUGGCCGCCUUGAGCAAGCACACCAAUGUCAAGAUCUUCUCCGAGAAGCUGCUCUUGCUGCUGAACAGAGGCGAUGACCCUGUGCGCAUCUUCAAACACGAGCCGCAGCCGCCGCACUCCGUCCUCAAGUUCCUGCAGGACGUGUUUGCCAGCCCCAGCACAGCCGCCAUCUUCUACCACACGGACAUGAUGGCGCUCAUUGACAUCACCGUGCGGCACAUCGCGGACCUGUCGCCUGGAGACAAGCUGCGCAUGGAGUACCUCUCCCUGAUGCAUGCCGUGGUCCGCUCCACGCCCUACCUGCAGCACCGUCACCGGCUCCCUGACCUGCAAGCCACACUGCGGCGCAUCCUGACCGAGGAGGACACCUCGCCCCAGUGCCAGAUGGACCGCAUGAUUGUCCGAGAGAUGUGCACGGGGUUCCCAGUGCUGGGCGAGGCUCCCAGCUAGCGUCUCCUCCCCCACUUCCCUGCAGCCCCGGGCAGGGUGCGCUCCCCAGCCCCUGCCCUGCAGCCCUGGGCAGGGGCAGGGGACUUGGGGCUUGGCCCUAAGAAUGUGUUGCACUGACAGUGUGAGUGGGGUAGGGGUGGAAGGGACCUGAGCAGGGGCCCCCUGGGGUAGGGGUGGAAGGGACCUGAGCAGGGGCCCCCACCUGAAGUAGGGCUAAUGCGAGGGGCCAAGUGCAGGAUUGGGGACCACGUUCUGGGAGCAGUGCUGGGGCAGAGGGAAUGUGUGAGCUGAAGCCCCUCCAUCUCCCGGUAGCUGCCUCUUCAGCAUGCCCCCCCACCCCCCGCCCCAUAUACACAUGCACACUCAGAGUCCUGCUGCUGCUCCCGGCUGGGCCAGAGCCCCCAUCCCCCCAGCCUGGUCUGUGUCCUGGGCUUCAGGAAGCCAUGUCCUUGGGGUGAGGGGAGACCUCCCGCCAGCUCUAUUCUUUGCCUUAGCUUUGUGCUCCCUUUGCUCCCACCCCUGGGGCCUCGGCCAAGCUGCUGCUUUGAAAGCAGAAUCUUGGACGCAGGCCACCCAUCCUUGAGCCUCACAGAAUGGUGUGAUGGCAUCCAGAAAGCCAAUGACAGAAUCUAUUUUCUCUGUAAAAACGUAGACUGAAAAGCCAUGUGUAUUUUCCUAUGUGCUGUAGCUCACCUUUGGAAAUAAAUCACAGGCCUCUGGAAA
This is a messenger RNA of Pteropus alecto (black flying fox), 2904 nucleotides long. It is a transcript of the gene NCKIPSD, whose product is annotated as NCK interacting protein with SH3 domain. Bases 37 to 2181 code for a protein of 714 amino acids. The record is from RefSeq and is a predicted model, not a curated record. NCBI's taxonomy places the organism in Eukaryota, Metazoa, Chordata, Mammalia, Chiroptera, Pteropodidae. Gene Ontology annotation, molecular function: Arp2/3 complex binding; protein binding. The transcript is spliced from 13 exons. Gene Ontology annotation, biological process: endocytosis.